GAAAACGAAGAUGAAAAUGAAGGAGAACCUCUCCUUCGUCGUUCGCAAACCGACUUCCGUCAUGGCCGCGAUGUACAACAUACAAACAGAUGCAUUGCGUCGAUGCUGAUUGUUUUCAAGAUAUGUUUUUGUUCGCUCGGUUUGUGGGGACAUCAGUUGUGGAACUAUAUUCCUCGUGUUUUAUUUGUGCUAGUUUGUAUCUUUCAAACUAUCUACAGGUUAUUUAUCGAUUUUGGUUGCGUAGACUUCGACUGUCACUUUAUGCAAAACUCAACAUCUGAAGCUAAAACACAGGUUCAUAAAGAUGACUUUUCAACUGGCUACGCAAUUAUUUUCUCCAUAGCUUCCCUUGCAGCAGACUUGUCCUAUGUUGUUUUAGUUUGUUCUUUUGUAGUGGCUAAACGGAUGGACUCGGCGUUAGUGGCCCCAUCAGAGACGUUAACAAAGGACCUCAACAACACCGAUGUAACUUUGUUAUCUUUCGCUUUCACUUUCAUUAACACGUCGCUUUUGUGUUUAGUAGUCUCAAUUUACCUUUCACCAUCAAGCAUCGAGAUGCUUAAUUCCACCUCUUCUCUUGCCGAAAUGGCAGGAAUAGCGGGGCAAGUAUUGGCUCAUUGGACAUCUAUCAAUACCUGUCACGUCUUCGCAGUUAGUACUGCAGCUAUAGGUAAGGAUACUUAAUAGAGAGUAACCGAAUUAUGCCUAGCUUGUUCCAGGCUUCAAGAUGGUGGGGAAAGCGGAUCGAGAAACGUUGCGCAAAAACUGCGUGGGGGCUGGUGAGAGACGGUAUAGUAGAGUCCUUGAAGUAGUAGAGCAGUCUCCCGUUCUUUCUUCCCGCCGUUUUUCGCUCGUUCGCUAUUUCACUGCUAGCACUGUCACUUUUUUCGCUCAUCUUCACUGACUGAGAGCCUGGAACAGGCUAAAUUAUGCCCCUUACUUUGUUUUCUAGGUUUUCAUUCUUGGGCUAAGUUAAAAAAAAAAAAAAGAAAUGUUUCUCGUCCGGAUUUCUAUAAAAAAGAGAGCGGGCGAGCGCCUUUUUUUGUUAUUUCAUUAAAAACACCAAUAGGACUAUGAUUUAGCCUGCCUGAAAGCUCUCGUGAUUUUCUUCUUUGGCAUACACUGCAGAACGGGUAGCAGUCUUCUUGAAUUACUAAAUCGACCUUACUUCCACAAAAAAACACAGUGGAUCGGCGAAUGCAAGACAGAAUGGCAGUGCUGUCAACUCUCGCCAACUGUGCCGGAUAAUUCGGGAGACUCCAGAUUUUGGACCGUAUUUCCCAGUCUCCAGAUUAGAGUAUGAAAUCUCCCAGAUAUUCACCGAAGUUUGCCAUUAAGUUGUAGACUCGACUUUCCUUCAAUAAACUUUUUUAAAAGUUGUUUGAGCCAUUUUACUGUUAACAUCGAACGUUUCCUCAUAAACUUCGGUAUGGUAUAUUAUGCCAUUGCAAUGUACGCAAUAAUUUGAAACAUUGCAAAUUCGUGACGGUCGGCUCAGCGAGUAUUUUUGCACAAAUGACGUCAUAUACCGUGCGAUAUGACGUCAUCUAUCAUCCCUUCCCAAUCAAUUCUCAAUAUUUGAAGACGUGGGGGGUUGACAGCCCUGCAUUAUGGAACCCCUAUUUAGCUUCAGUUCAAAUCAAAACGCAGACAAAAGCCAUCUCUUUUUAUAUAUUUAGAGUUUUCUUUGUACUCAAUUGAGGAGAACUGAAGUAAAAGUAACGCCUGUUAGUUUUUGUUCGUACAAACGUUACUAAUAACAAAUAAUAAAAAAAGAGAAACGUCCCAAAAAAAUGAAGCGGGCGGGGACGAGAAACAGUGGUUUUUUUUUUUUUUACUUGGCCUUAACCGUCAUUGUAAGGCGAAGUACAAAAUCAGCAAAUUGACAAAAUUCAAGGUUUUUAUAAAAGAUGAAGGGAAAGCCAUGUUCGGGAAGAUAGGAUGGACACAAAGUCGAGUUCGAGUUCCAUAACCGAUGCCACAUAUGUAAUGAAUUUGUUAUUGACUCUCUUCUCCGCUCCAUAGGGUAAUAUUUUUCUCCGGGUACUUCGGUUUCAGUUCUCUCCUCUCAAAUACCAACAUCUCCACUCCAAUUUCAUCUGGAAGGACGGUUUCUAAUCCGUUGCGGACACGAGGGCCACAAGCUUAUCAGUUCUGAAACUGUCAUGUGUCACCCAUCUACGAACAUGCAUUCCCCAUAAUUAACGUUAGUUUGUGGGCAAUUAAUCACAACCUAACCAGUUCCAGCAGCAUUGGAGAUCUCUAUUUCUGAUUGGCUAGAAAAUAUUUCCUGGGCGAUCGGAGAUGGAUAUUUCAAAAGCAUGUGGAACUGCCUAGGUAAGUAAGAUUGAGUCGUUAGGGUUAGGAUCGUUUCGCCACUCUUUCUGUUUGGGGGAGGAAGGCGGGCUCAUUUCCUGAACAGCGUCUGAUGUCCGAGGCUAAGCCGGCCUCCGAGGAUGCGUAGACCUGUACAAAAGUGAGGGUUGUUCUUUGUUUUAUACCAUGAUGCAUAAUGCACAAUUGACCAAAGCUUGUCUCCCCUUUAUGCUCCCCCCACCCUUUGUUCGGGCUAAAUUGGACGGUCCACCACGCCUUCAGCUAAAAGUCAGGGGCACCCAAUGGAUCUCUUCCUCAAAAUACCUGUUCUUCAGGCAAAUUUUUGUUGGCUGGGAGAUUUGGAAAAAAUAAUAUGUCCUGGGAAGGAAAGUGUCUCUGGGACAAUUCAGGGUGUAUAAGUUUAUUUGAUGUCCGGAAUAGCUGCUAUCCCCCCCACCCCCGCCCCCCGCCCACAAUUUUGCCUCACGUCCACACCCAAAUUGCCCAGUAAUAUAUUGACAUACGUCUGCUGGGAAACUUCCCAGUAAGUCAGGUUGCGGGUUGUAGGUGCACCUUACUGGCUGGGAACUCUUCCAUUAGUCUUGCUGGGAGUAAGGAACAGAUAAACAUUUCCCAGCAAUCUCCCAAAAUGCUUAAAAUCGUUUCAGAAAGAUUUAUUCAUGCUUUAUUGUUUUUAGGUCUUUUUCUCAAAAUUUCCCGUUGGGUACCCCUGAAAAGUUGAGACAUUAUAAGGAAACAACCAAACAUAUAAACGCCUUUUCAUCAUGAUCAUGCAGUAUCCACAAAUAUAAUUCUAAUGUUUUAUUUUUUUUCUGGGCUCAGGUACCUUUUCACAAGAUGCUUUCAGGCUCAUCCAGGCUGUUCAAAACGGGACCCUAAAUGAAAUUAUAAGAAUACAUGAAGACCUUUGCUCAGUUGUCUUCAGAACCGUGUCAGCCUACAGUGUGUGGUUUGUACUACACUGGUUCACGUACGGAGCAAGCGUCGUUUUAACAGUCAUAUACAUCUCAGAGGAGGCUCAUAGCAGGACCAAGUACCAUACUCACACUACUGAGUUCGUCUUUCUCGGGUUGGCACUCGUCUGUUUUCUUUAUCAGUUUUUAUUUCCUUGUUUUUGUGCCGCUAGGAUGACAAGCAACUGCACUGGUAAGAUAUUCAUCGAGUUACCUCAGGAGCCCGUGAUGGGCCCAUGAUGGGCCCAUGAUGGGCUUCUGAUUACAUACAGACCAGCAGACCGGGGGUAGCCCGGGUUCCGCAGUGAGGGAAAAAGGCAGAAAAAUCGGUGAACCGAACGGGCAUCUUGGAAGGGGAAAGCCGGCGUCCACCUCUCGGCUCGCUUCGCUCGCCGACUUUUUUCGCUGUUUCAUCCCGUUUUUUGCCUUUUUCCCCCACUAUGAAGCCUGGUCCAAGGCUAACCGGGAUAAGCUUUUUAAUUCCCUAUAGAGGUGUCGCCACUGUUUCUCCAAGACUUCGGGAUCUCUUGCAGAUCUAGACAAGGCAAAGAUAAAAUUUGCGACUUUGUCAGUAACAUUUCCCUAGUGAUCCCACACUCGAUCGUUCUAUAUUUCUUGGAAACAUCGGCCUUGCUCAAAAAUGGUGAUUUUUCAUACCCUGUUCGACACAUGUAUUCUAGAGUCAAAGGAAUACGAAGCAUACCCUUAUGAGCGGCACGUGGCCUGCAGAAGUCGUAUAUAGAGAAAGUAGUGUUACAAUUAUUAAAAACUUCAACUGCAGGUGUAUAAGUCUUUUAUUCACUCACUGCUGAGUUCGCGAUCACUGUUAUUAGUGUACUAAUGUUUUUUUAAAACAAAACUGUUAUUUUAGCUAAGUUAUCUAAAAAGUCUUGCGGGGGUAUUUAACGUGGCUUAAUGAGGAAAACGAGCGCGCGUCCUUGAAAUUUCCUCCUUCGCCCUAAAACAACCGGCGCCUGCUAGUUCAGGUCGCAAUAUAAUAGCCAAUUUGCCAUUUUAUAGCCAAAUUCGUUGUACAGUCAACUCUCUCCAAGACGGACACCUUUGGGACCGGCACUAAAUGUCCGUCUUAGAAAGAGUCAAAUAAAGGGAAUAAGCAAAGGCAGGGACCAACUCUAGGUGUCCGUUUUACAGAGGUGUCCGUCUUACAGAGGUGUCCGUUAAGAGAGAAUCGACUGUAUCGCGCUGCGCGUUUGCAAACUUCGAAUGGGUUUCUCUGUUCCGUUUUUCAGUCAUUUGAGUCGGGGGUGGUGUUAAUCACAAUGCAACGCACUCACCCAGUUUGGCACGUAAAAACAAAACUGAGAAUGACUCUAGACUGGUCAAGAAUAGCGAAGAAAAUCUCUAUGAUGAGUGGAAUUUUUGCCUAGAGCAGGAGGCAGACAUUGCUUUAUUCUUGCAAGAGAUAAGAAUAAGAAAGAUCAGAAAAAUCUUCGAAGAAGACUAGUCAAUUAUUGCCUGAAACAGGGCGAUUACAAGCAACGAAUCAAACGAACCUUGAAACACAGGAGCAAACAGAGUGGAUCGAAAUGCACCAAUCACAAGUAAACGUGUGCUUCCUAAAAGGUCCCCUAAGAUGAUUGACGGAACAGAAAAACCCAAAUUCCUUUGAAGUUUGCAAAACGCGCAGCGCGAUGCAACGAAUUUGGCUAUAAGAACAAAAUUGCGCCACCGUCAAAGUCAUAAACUCACAUGGGCACCCGCAACUUCGCGAAGAUCCCUCGUGGAAUUUGAGAUGAUAGGUGAUCGUGUUGCGACAUUCCUUGAGUGCUCUCUGAACUUCCCAAGUGCUUCAUAUCUCGAUAUACAACGCAUGCUCAGCGGAAGAAUGACCAGUGAUUUUGCUUUACAAAGAGACAAAGAUGAAAGAAAUGGAAUUUAUUCAUCUCCCAAGAAGGUUAUUUCCGACGCCAUUUUAAUUUGUUUAGUUUGGGGCGCGUGUAUGGCACAAAUUGUGCUUAAAAUUGCAUACACAUUUGAUGACUGAUAUCGAUGGAACCAUGCAGCCCCAUCACUGAAAAAAGGUAUCCAGUUGCGGUCUGCUACACUGACCAUCGCUUCUGAUAUUAUAUAUAGAGGUUAUACCAGUUUGGUCUGUCCUUUGUUUAAUAGUCGGAACAGGUUUUAAAUAUACUUUGAGUAAAGAUGAAUAUUCUAAUAUUUCGUUUCAUUCAAAGGUAUUUACGAGAAGAUCAACUGCAGCAUAUCUGAGGACUGGCACGACGGCCAUCCGUUUAAAGAUCGUCGAAAUAUAACAAUGUUUGUUUCCUACGCUGAGAAGAGAAGAUGUGGGUUCAAAGUCGGUAGAAUCACGUUCACCACUAGUUUGGCUUGGUUUUCUUUCUUCUUUGGUCUUUUCGGUUUACUUUACCACUUUUUUUGA
Messenger RNA from Porites lobata, 5691 nucleotides. Lineage: Eukaryota; Metazoa; Cnidaria; Anthozoa; Scleractinia; Poritidae. The record is from the annotation of a GenBank genome assembly.